This is a messenger RNA of Elaeis guineensis (African oil palm), 2812 nucleotides long. Its product is annotated as protein LOW PHOTOSYNTHETIC EFFICIENCY 1, chloroplastic. The record is from RefSeq and is a predicted model, not a curated record. Gene Ontology annotation, molecular function: protein binding. Lineage: Eukaryota; Viridiplantae; Streptophyta; Magnoliopsida; Arecales; Arecaceae.
GGCUGGGGCCAAAUCCCACCCCGCCUUAUCCCAACCUUGCGUUGGGCCAUGUCAAAAAUCUGGAUUAUUUGUAGGUCACUGCGGAGACCAUUACUGGGUGUCUGGGAAUGCUGAAUUCCCUAUUCCGCAAUCUUUAAAGCUAACAGACCCCAACCAAACUUCUAAUCCUUUUCUCAGUUCUCAAACCAAAGGAGGCUGCUCUGGAGUGCUAAUUUUUCUGAAUGGAAUCCCUUUGUCUGGAAUUUUACUUCUGUGCCUAAAAAAUCCCUCCAAAAUGCAAUCUUUAGGCAGUUUUUACACAAAAGGAGCCACCUUGGGGACUCCCAAUCGGGAUUCCGAUACUUUUCCCUACUAUACUUUUAGGAGGAGGAUGAAGAGGAGAGGGGUUUGUGGUGGUCUGUGUAGUGGCAGUGACUUCUUCCUCCUGUCCUUUCUUUCGAUCAGUAGGUGCGGUUUAACUAGUUCUGGUCUACAUCCGAGAACUGGGUUCGCUACUAACAAUCCCAAGCUAAGCUUUUGUGAAUCAAAGAUGAGUCCUUGCGGGAAGUUCUUUGCUCUGGCUUCGGCAUUAGAGCAAGAACCUGAUGGGUGUGAGCAUGUCAAAGAAGCAACAGAAUCUGAGAAGCCUGAGAGUAAGGAGGUUAGGUUGGACUCUUUGGGAGGUAUUGGAAAUAAUGAGAUAUUUGAUGCCAAAGAUGGGAAGGAAGAAAUGGUUGUGGACUUUGAAGAGACUGUUCAUAGGAAUGGUUCUGAGUCAGUUGAAAAAGAAUGGAUUGAUGUCCGAGCAUUAGCUGCAAGUCUGCAUGAUGCUAAAACUGCAGAUGAUGUGGAGUUGUUGUUGAACAAUUUGGAAAUUUUGCCUCUCCCUGUUUAUUCAUCUAUGAUCAGGGGGAUGGGAUCGGAUAAGAAAUUGCAUUCCGCAUUUGCUCUUGUUGAAUGGUUGAAGAGAAAGAGGGAGGAUACUGGUGGAUCGGUUGGCCCGAACCUCUUCAUUUAUAAUAGCCUCUUGAGUGCAGUAAAGCAGGCUGAACAGUUUGAUAGAGUUGAUGAGGUCAUGGAAGAUAUGAAAUCACAAGGCAUUGUUCCAAAUAUCGUGACUUACAACACUUUGAUGUCAGUUUAUCUUGAACAAGGGCGGCCUAACGAGGCCCUCAAGGUUUUAGAGGAUAUUGAGAAUAAUGGUCUAUCUCCAUCUCCUGUCACCUACUCGACUGUCUUAUUGGCCUAUAAGAAAAUGGAUGAUUCAUAUGGUGCACUUGGAUACUUUGUCAAAUUGAGAGAGGAAUAUGAGAAGGGAGAGAUUGGGAAAGAUAAGGAUGUAGACUGGGACACCGAGUUUUUUAAGCUCGAAAAGUUCUUGAUUCGCAUCUGUUAUCUCGUGAUGCGCCAAUGGCUUGUGAAGGAAGAGAACCCAACUGCCAAUGUCUUGAAGCUUCUAAGUGAUAUGGAUAUGGCAAACGUAAAACCAACUCAGGUAGAAUGUGAGCGGCUUGUAUGGGUUUGUACUCGUGAAAGCCAUUAUACCAUGGCUAAAGAAUUGUACAGAAGAAUAAGGGAGACGGACAGUGAAAUUAGUUUAUCAGUAUGUAAUCACCUCAUAUGGCUGAUGGGUAAGGCUAAAAAAUGGUGGGCGGCUCUUGAAAUUUACGAAGAUUUGUUGGAUAAAGGGCCUAAGCCAAAUAAUCUGUCAUAUGAGCUGAUUAUUUCUCAUUUCAACAUCUUGCUCACUGCUGCUAGGAGAAGAGGGAUCUGGAGAUGGGGUGUUAGGCUGCUUAACAAGAUGCAGGACAAGGGCUUAAGACCAGGAAGUAGAGAAUGGAAUGCAGUGCUUGUUGCUUGCUCUAAAGCAUCGGAGACUUCUGCUGCCGUGCAGAUAUUUAGGAGGAUGGUGGAGCAGGGGGAGAAACCAACUAUACUCUCUUAUGGAGCACUGCUUAGUGCACUUGAGAAAGGGAAGCUUUAUGAUGAGGCAUUGCGGGUGUGGGACCAUAUGCAUAAAGUGGGUGUUAAGCCAAAUUUGCAUGCAUACACAAUUUUGGUUUCAGUUUUCAUUGGCAAGGGAAGUCCUGAGAUGGUGGAUUCCGUUCUUCGUGAAAUGGUAUCAUCAGGUAUUGAACCGAAUGUUGUCACCUACAAUGCAAUAAUCACAGGAUGUGCUAAGACUAAGAUGGGUAGUGCUGCUUUUGAGUGGUUUCACCGCAUGAAAGUUCAAAAAAUAAUGCCAAAUGAGAUUACUUAUGAAAUGCUAAUUGAAGCUCUUGCACAAGACGGUAAACCAAGACUUGCAUAUGAGAUGUACUUGAGGGCUUGUAAUGAGGGGCUACAUCUUUCUUCAAAAUCUUAUGAUGCUGUUAUGGAGUCAUGUCAAGCCCUGGGUACAAGCAUAGAUCUUAAUGCUUUAGGUCCUAGACCUGCUGAGAAGAGGAAAACCAUGAAGGUAAGGAAGAAUUUGUCUGAUUUCUGUCAUUUUGCAGAUCUACCUAGGAGAAGCAAACCUUUUGAUAAGACAGAAAUAUGCACUGCACAGAUGCAAGAAAGUCAAUAUGUAGAUGGCAUUAUUGAUGAAGUCCAUUCAUGAGACUAUCUGCCAGCUAUCCUUUGUACUUUGGCUGCCCUAGUUUUCAUGCAUUAAUCUCUUCGAGCAGAAUUCAUCUUCAAGGUCCUUUAUUAUGCUUUCUUGGUGAAAUAUUAAAUCGUAGCAAAUAUCACUGCAUUGCCACAUGUCCAUUAGAAUUUCAUUGGCACAAAUCCAUAAGUUUGAGAUUAACAUUCCCUUAUGCACUAUGAUAUGCUGUCAGUGAGUUAAAUUGAA